This is a messenger RNA of Coccinella septempunctata (seven-spotted ladybird), 806 nucleotides long. RefSeq lists its product as uncharacterized. Bases 170 to 772 code for a protein of 200 amino acids. The record is from RefSeq and is a predicted model, not a curated record. Lineage: Eukaryota; Metazoa; Arthropoda; Insecta; Coleoptera; Coccinellidae. The transcript is spliced from 6 exons.
UAUAAUUCGUUGUCAGAUACAUCGAUACAUUAUGAUUUUUCUUUACAAAUAUACUAUCACCAAUUAAAUCUUAUAUAUCGAGCCAAACUGAGGGGGUUUCAUUAUAAAUAGUAAAGUGGUCGCAUUCAUUUCAAGAUAUCCAGAAGUAAGACUGAUAUAUUUCUAAACAAUGAUUGUGAGGAUCAUCAAAAAUUUCUUAUUUUCAGUAUCGAUGAGUUGCAUUUUUGUGAGUGGGGCAUGUGCGUCCAGUCACAAGGAUUUAGAGGCAAUAGGAGAAAUCUCAAUAACAAAUAUAAAACAUCUCGAAGAUUCAUCAAAUAAAAAAAGUUAUAUCUACGAUAUAUUCAACGAAAGUAAUACAAUUUAUGAUGAAGUUUUCUGGAUUGUCUUAGCAUCAUUCAUACUUUAUGUGGUGUACAUGAGAGCCAGAACGAAUUUUAGAUUAGAUUAUCCAGAUGAAGAUGAAUCGCCAUUUUAUUCUGCUAUAAUAAAAUACAGGAAAAUAGUUGCACCUGAUCCUUAUCUCGAUACUGAGAAAAAGAAAUUCGAUAUUAUGUCAACAUUCGAAAAUGGACCACUCAUAGCCUUUUGGAUAUUUUUGUAUUCCGUUGCCAUUUUCAGUUUUGAUGAUGUGUUCGGAGCAACUUACAAACAUAUAGAAGAUCUGACCAGUCUAGUAUUUGCUUUGUUCAUUAAUUGCAGCAAUAUUGUAGUUUGCUGCAUAGUAUUUGAUUUAUGUUCCAGUGCUCCAAUGAAAUAUUAUGAGGAAUAAAUUUACGAAAAUUAAUAAAUUUCUAUUUUCGCAA